Molecule: messenger RNA, 915 nt
Organism: Echinostoma caproni
Lineage: Eukaryota; Metazoa; Platyhelminthes; Trematoda; Plagiorchiida; Echinostomatidae
Source: the annotation of a GenBank genome assembly
UUGGACAUCAUGCGACUCACUUUGGCCGAAUUCGGUCAACAAGAACUGACUCCGGUUGCCGUGGCCAAAUGUAUCUGUUUGUUUCUACGUAUGGCCGAAGUGAAACCCAACGAAAGUGAUCGUGGUCGUGGGUUGGAGUCAAAUCCUUUGACAACUGUGGGUAUGCGUCGACAAGACGCACGCCGUGCAUCACACCAAGCCGAUCAAUUCGACUCGGACACUCAGAUGAUACUGCGAACGGGCAGUUCAGGGGCGUUAUGGCGCGAGGCCGGUGUGAGUGGUUGCGGCACUUCCGGUUCCCAAACAGCACGACCCUCUUCUCUUUUUGUUCCGAACUCAAUCUGUGAUCAUCUACCCUCAAGCUCGUUAUCCGCAUCGGAACCGCGGUUGAACCAGCUAGAUUCCGAAGCUUCACAAUUGUCUUUCACUUCCCGUUCAAACGAGUCUUACACGAAUGCAGCCAAAUGGAACAUGGAAAAUUUUCUUAUCGUUUUAAAUGAGUUAAAUCCCACCCUUGGCACAGAUCAGGCGGACAAAGUUCAGUUCGACCUAAUUAUGUCCAUAAUGCUUCAGGAAGAGACUGUAUUGGAUGUGAUUCUAGUCUUGAUGGUAGACAUUAUCUAUCUAGGUGAUGACCUGGUUAUCGUCGAAUUAGAUUGUCCUGAAUUCUUCAUCACAAGUCGUGCAGCGUUCGCGCUGCUCAAACAGUUUUUAUUCCGUGGAAACCGUUCAGGUGGCUUGGAAAUAUUAUGCUAUCGACCGUGGAACAAUGCACAAGGGCAACUGUCUUUACUGCGUCACUGCUUCACCUAUCCCGAUGUAAUUUGUCUGGCCUAUUACCCAUUUCGUUGUGUUGAUCUGUCACUAUAUCGUCUAAGUCCAUCUGAAGACCAGGCCCUAAUGCAAAUUUGGUGA